Racocetra persica is the source of this 604-nucleotide messenger RNA. The record is from the annotation of a GenBank genome assembly. Lineage: Eukaryota; Fungi; Glomeromycota; Glomeromycetes; Diversisporales; Gigasporaceae.
AUGACUAUCAAACUUAUUGGAUAUACUGCCUCAGGCCCUGUUCUAAGAGUUAUUAUAUGCCUUAGGGAAUUAGGUCUUUCUUAUGAACUCGAACCUCCAGCUACUUAUCAAUCUUUAAAAGAUGAAGAUUAUAUCGCGAAUAAGCACCCAUUCGGAAAAAUGCCAGUUCUUUUUGAUGAUGAUUUUAGAGUUACCGAAUCUCGUGUAAUUUGUCGUUACUUAGCAUCUAAAUACCAAGGCAAACAUAAUACUACGAACUUGAUUCCUAACGAUGUUCAUCAAGCUGCAUUAGUCGAUCAAUACAUUUCUUAUGAAUUAUCUUAUUAUGACCCACCGCUCUCAAAAAUCGUUUAUAAUGAAAAAUUCGCUAAAAGAUUUCAGAAUAAAGACCCGGACCAAGAAGUUAUUAAGCAAUCUCGUGAAGAACUUGCUAAGGUUUUAGAUGUUUAUGAGAAGCUUUUAGAAGGAAAAGAAUAUUUGAAUGGCGAAUUUUCUUUAGCUGAUCUCGCUAUCUGUCCUGGUACUUAUUACGCCUAUGAUACUGUCACACAUGCCGAUUUAUGGGAUAGUAGACCUAAUGUUAAAAAUUGGUGGAAUAGAUUGU